Messenger RNA from Thermothelomyces thermophilus ATCC 42464, 2130 nucleotides. RefSeq lists its product as uncharacterized. The record is from RefSeq and is a predicted model, not a curated record. NCBI's taxonomy places the organism in Eukaryota, Fungi, Ascomycota, Sordariomycetes, Sordariales, Chaetomiaceae. The coding region runs from base 338 to 1996 and encodes 552 amino acids. The transcript has 4 exons.
CAAAUCAUCAGCAGGCGGCAGAGGCGCAUGUACUGCGUAUGUGCGGAUUGCAUAUGUAAUUAAGAUUGAGUCUCGACCCAUCGCUGCCGCUUGUGUUCCCAUUAGGGGACCGUGGAUUCCCUUACCGAAGCGAUCUUUGGGUUAAGUGACCUCCUCACCCGCCCAGGGGCCACGUCGAGCGCGCAAACCCCACACGUGUGUGUGGGAGGGCCCGAUGGGCACGUAGCAUAUGUGUAUGUAUAUCGCACGCGGCACCCCACAUUGACUUUCAGAUCCUUGAACCCGUCGUCUGCUCAGGCGUCCCUCUUCACGACCUUGAUGCCGUUCUUGCUUCAACAUGGGACCGUUUGGCAACCUUGGGGAGAGCCUCCGGUCUUUCACCCCACAGGAGCGCCGCAACAUUGCCCUGUACAUCGCGGGGAUUAUGGUGUACAAGUUCGGUCUUGAAGCGUUCAACGGCUCGGUCAUAGCACUUGCCACCAACAGAUACGAUCACGAAGCAGCCAUCAACGGAACGCCUAGCCGAACUUUUGAGCGAGUCGGUCUGCUCACUGGGCUAAAUCAGGCCUGUCAAUGUAUCGGUUCCAUUCUAAUUGGACCCUUGGUGAAAAGAUAUCCUACUAAGAAUGUGCUCGCCUGUGCCAUCGUUAUCUUUGGAGCCUGCUCGGCUCUCUUACUCAUUAUCGACGCGGCGACCGGAGGUACCUUCAUGCCUGCAGCUUCUCGCACCAACCACCGCGACCAUGGCCACUACGGAAAGUACAACACAGACAUCAUGAUACCGGUGUACUGCGCGUGCGGCAUAGUGUACGGCAUGGUGGAGCUCAUCCGCCGGGUCAUCCCGCGCGAUAUUGUUGGGGGACACAUCCAGAAGCUGAAGAGGCUGGAUUCCAUGGUUCAUAUAUUCUACGAGGUAUCCGGCACGGCCGGGGCAUUCACGACAGGGCUGGUCAUCAUCCCCCAGCUCGGCAACAACAUGGCCUUUAUCGUCACGCCUGCCUGCUUCCUCAUCAGCGCCGUUGCCUGGGUUUUCAUCAGCGAUCUGGGCUUCCGCCGCCGGACCGCACACCUGCAAGCAAUCGAAAGGCCGUCCUACUUCAAGGCCGCUCUCAGCGGCCUCUACCUCUUUGUCGAGUCGAUCUGGGUCGGCGCCAGGAUCCUCUUCACCUCGCGCAAGUUCAUCUGGCUCGUGCCGGGCUACUCGGUCGCGCUCUACGCCCACCGGUUCCUGGAAAACAACGUGGCCCCGCAGAUAGCCCAGCGAUACAUGGGCAACUCGGCCUGGGCGCAGAUCAUCGUCGGCGGCUCCAACCUGGGCGAGCUGAUCGGCGCGUUCUCGGUCUUCCUCUUCACCAACGCCGUGCAAACGCCCAUGCCCUGGCUGCGCCUGGACGCGCUGAUGCUGCUGAUCGUCUGGUACAUACCGUUCUGGCGGCCCCCGCCGGGCCGCGUCGGCCAGGCGUGGAUCGCCGCCGCCACGUUCGCGCCCAUCUCGUACGGCUGGGCCUCGGGCGACGUGUCGCUCGCCGCCUACAUCCAGGCGUCCCUGGCCCGCAUCGAGUCGCAGAACAAGAACGUGUCGGCCCUCGGCGCCGUCAUGGCGUUCCUCUACUCCUUCUACAUCACCACCUACGCCGUCGCGGGAACCCUCCUGGGGAGAUACCUCGACGGCGUGUACAACAGAACGGGCGGCACCGACGGGGGCGGCGAGGUCCGCACCGGCCUGCUCUUCACUGCGGGCGUGCAGAUGACGGUCAUCUCGGCACUCGUGUUGGCGUCCACGUUUGUGCCCAAGGGCUCGUUCGCGUUCAACCCCAAGAUGAUCUCGGACGAGACGCUCGAAGACGAGCACAUCGAGGUCGAGGAGCAGCGGCCGGGCCCGGGCCCGGCCGAGGAGUACAAUCUAAAAGACGGAUUCAAGAAUGCGGGGAGUUAUUGCAGUAGCGAGGAUGGAUCCGAGUCGAGGGUGGUCAAGAAGAUCAGCGAGAUAUUGUAGCGGCUGUAUAUCUUGGUAGUUGGGUGGUUCUUCCUGAGUAAAGCGUGUAUGUAUGCACAUAUCAUUAGUUGAUGAUAGAGCACCCCAACCGAUGAUGAGUACUUGUCGUGCGGCGUGAUAUCGUGGGAGCGUCU